Molecule: messenger RNA, 168 nt
Organism: Blastomyces gilchristii SLH14081
Lineage: Eukaryota; Fungi; Ascomycota; Eurotiomycetes; Onygenales; Ajellomycetaceae
Exons: 1
Coding region: 1-168 (55 amino acids)
Source: RefSeq, a predicted model, not a curated record
AUGGCUUCUGUGCCAUCUUACCAAUUGAAGCCUUUCCAGUAUGCUAGUCAAAAAGAGAUUUCACUGGAGGACAAGGAGUUUAUUUUGAGGAUUAUGAAGAUGGACCCCAGGGAUAGGCCGACAGCAAAAGAGCUUCUUGAAGAUGAGUGGUUUAAUGGAGUUGAAUAA